AUGUCAACUGUUGUACCAGAGUUCAAAGUGCAUCAACCAUCAGGUGAAAGAAUACCGCUCUACGAAGAGUCGCAGCGACCACCGCUUGAACAUGCAUCGACAGUACCCGAUAUGCAGCCAUAUCAUGGCCAAGAAUACGGCAAAAACAACCUCAAUCUGAACUCAGCUCGAUAUCGACUGCAACAAGUCACCGAACGGGAACAGCAAGAAAAAGGCUAUCAGUUGUUGAAUGAACUCUCCAAUCGGCAAUCGUCGAAUUAUCGAUAUGUCAACUUUAGCCCUACUUCGCAGGACAAUAGCCAAGUCAAGUCGCAAAGCUUCAUCAAGCAAGUGUCAUUUGACGAUAUGAAUAUAGGCUACGACGAUGACGACGACGAGCCCGAUGAAGACGACGAUGUGGGCUGGGAAAUAUAUAAAGCAAAACACGCGGGAACUAUGCCCGCGUCACGUGGCUAUUCAAGAGGAAGAAGCUUAUCGCCGGGAGCAGCCACAAUGUCGUCGUCUAUGGCGUCUCCUAGAAGAACGUCCCAGGCGUACGAGGAAUCCGAUCGAAUGGACUAUGCCGAAUUGAGACGAUUGGAAAGAGAAAUAGUGCAGUACCCCACGCGCCCCAUAUCGACCCUUCGAUGCUGCUCCAUUACAAGAAGACACAACUUGUACAAAAAACUAUACAAUGGCCAGUUGUACCCUCAAGAACCAGUAUUGCCGCAUCGAGUGAUUCUCGUUUACAUUAGUGCUCGUAUUCACACGUGGGUAGCUUUGGAUUGGGUGCUCACCAAAUUCGUUGAAAAUGGCGACAAGGUGAUUGUUUGCGCCACCAUUGACCCUUCCAUCUUUGAUCCAAAAAAGAAGACGAGAUACUCGAGAUCACGAUCGCGCUCGUCUUUUACCGAUCCCUUGGAUCGGUACCGAAGCCGAAGCAAACCGGAAAACAUUAUUGAGCUUGCCAAAAAUUUGAUGAAAUACUGCAUGUUGGUGAUUAAUCCAAAUAAAAUCGCCAAAGUCUCCAUCGAGUUGGUUGCAGGUAAAACAAAGGCGGUGUUGAAAGACAUGUACCGAUUGUAUGAGCCAAACUUGGUGUGCACUGGUACUAAACCCAAUCUCAGCGUUGGUGCUCCAUUGAGAUCGUGGACUUCUUCGAAAUUGACCGAUCGACUAGUGAAAAAUUUCCCCUUGCCCGUGAUUGUUGUUCCCGCUGUUAAUAUGUGCAACUUUGAAUACUCGGUGCAGAGCACCAUAAACGACGAACCCAUCAGGGAGACGGUUAGUCAAGUUGAAAAUGUGCGAGCAAUCGACAACGAAGAGUUUGAAGGCGAAGAUGACGAUGAAACAAACAGUAUUGAGUCAGACGAUGUUCUGACUCAUAGCGACGACUCGGUAGAGUCCUAUAGUUCAUACGAAGAUGUUGCCAGAAUUUACAAAGAUUAUCACGCCGAUAUCAAAAGAAAAUUGACUGACUUGGAGCAUCAACCAUUGAAUGAAAACUACUUUGCCAAUCUCGCCAUUGCAAUCUCGGAAAACUCGUUGAAAAUGUGUGAAGAUAUCAUCCAAGUGGAGCCCAACUUUUUGGGCAAGGGAGCCAAGUUGGCACGAGUAAUCACUGGUUCAAAUAAAUUUGGCCAUUCCCCAUACAGGACAAAGUCGCUCUUGACCCCCAAUGAGGCGCCAAAGAAGGAAGUUCCAAAAGAACACGGAAUGUCAUUUAAAGAAGUCAGCGAGCAGCUUAAACUCAAUAAGAUUAGAUCUCAAAGCGGCAGUCCCGCAAGCCCGCCUCCCGUUGCUUCACAACAACCACCACCACCACCACCAUCACAAGAACAACAACAACAGGACACACAUGACCAUUCGUCUCCGCCUCCGCAAAGUUUGAAAUGGGGCGGGUUGGAGAAGCCGUCCAAAAGAAGAAACAGCGUUCCAAACUACAACAGGUUGAGCAAAUGCUUAAGUGACGAUGUAGAAAGUAAGCCAAAGAAUGAGCGGUUGAGCUUUGAUUCUUCGAAAUUGGAGCCACACCGGAGCCAUGCCGGUUUCACCUCGAGAGGAAACGAAGAACAAGACGAUCAUUCCAAGGGUAAAUGGAAAAAGCUUAAGAAUUUGUUCAAACGAGAUUAA
Lodderomyces beijingensis is the source of this 2112-nucleotide messenger RNA. Lineage: Eukaryota; Fungi; Ascomycota; Pichiomycetes; Serinales; Debaryomycetaceae. The record is from the annotation of a GenBank genome assembly.